UAUCAGGGCUUUAAACCUGGAGUGAGAGGGACUGGCUGUGUGCUCUCACUGUAACAAGGCACCUGUAUGGGAGAGUACACUAUUCGCGCCCUGCGAGGAAUCUCUGUACUUUGCUGCUCUUGCCUUAUAACCAUGGAUCCCUUUUACCCAUAGACCAGCCUGGGAGCCAGCUGCACUGCUUGGACAAAUCUCUGCAAGCAUAUCUGACAAACCGAGACAUCUCUCUGGACAAAACUCGCCAAUGGAGCACUAUCCUGUUUGAUGGCAAAAUUUGUAUAUUCAUUAUGGCCGCUUUACUUGUAGGAGUUUGCCUACUUUUUAUGCAAUUGCAUAUGACCAUCUGCAGACCAGCUUUAAGUGAAAAAAACUACAUGUCCGCAUUCCCUCUUGUGAAUGAUGAAGAAAUUAAAAAGACUUCCUUUAAGAAUGUAUCUCAUCCAAAUGGUACCAGUCAGUUUUUGCCACAUAUUUUAAUUAUCGGAGUACGCAAAGGUGGAACUAGAGCUUUGCUGGAAAUGCUUAGCCUUCAUUCUCACAUUUCUGCUGCUGAAAGUGAAAUUCAUUUCUUCGACCUGGAGGAUCAAUACAAGAGAGGUCUAGAAUGGUAUCUCGAUCAAAUGCCUUUCUCCUAUCCCCACCAGCUCACCGUGGAGAAAACACCAGCAUAUUUCACGUCUGAUGUAGUACCUGAGCGAGUUUAUAACAUGAACAGUACAAUAAGACUCUUGCUCAUUUUAAGAGAUCCCAUCGAAAGAGUUUUGUCUGAUUACACCCAAGUUUUUUAUAAUCACAAGCAAAAAAAUAAGUCUUAUCCAGCAGUUGAGGACCUGCUUCUGAAAAAUGAUGAACUAAAUACAGACUACAAAGCAAUAAACAGAAGUUUAUAUCACAUAUUCAUGGAAAACUGGCUAAAAUAUUUCCCUCUUAAAAACAUCUACAUAGUUGACGGAGAUCGUUUGAUCAAGGACCCCUUUCCCGAAAUGCAGAAAGUAGAACGGUUCUUAAAUCUUUCUCCUCAGAUUAACAUGUCCAAUUUUUAUUUCAAUAAAACGAAAGGUUUUUAUUGUUUAAGGGACAGUGGGAGGGACCGAUGUUUACAUGAGUCCAAAGGCAGAGCUCAUCCCCAAAUCAAGCCGUUCUUGUUGGGGAAAUUACGUGACUAUUUCCAUGAACCAAAUAAGAAAUUCUUUGAACUGGUUGGACAAACCUUUGAUUGGCUCUAAGAUCUGAGACUUUAGGAUAGAACAUCCUAGUAAUGCAGCUAUAUAUUUAGAAUAUUAAGCUAUAAUUUAUUUGUACAUGCUUUAAAAAAUAAAUUGUAUAUAUAUGUACAGCACUAGAGAACUAUUCCCAUAAAUGUAUUCUAUUUUUAUACUUGUGAAAUAUGUUUUUGUUAUGGGUUU
Pelobates fuscus (common spadefoot toad) is the source of this 1403-nucleotide messenger RNA. RefSeq names its product heparan sulfate-glucosamine 3-sulfotransferase 1 (gene HS3ST1). The transcript is spliced from 2 exons. Gene Ontology annotation, molecular function: [heparan sulfate]-glucosamine 3-sulfotransferase activity. The record is from RefSeq and is a predicted model, not a curated record. NCBI's taxonomy places the organism in Eukaryota, Metazoa, Chordata, Amphibia, Anura, Pelobatidae. Bases 285 to 1223 code for a protein of 312 amino acids.